AUGCCGUGGAACGCCAACAACAACCCAGCGGGCGACAUCCGCGCGCCGGCCAUGGCGGCUGCGCUCCGUCUCAAGCAGCAGCAGCAAGGGGCCACGGACGUAGCCGCCGCCUGGACGCGCUCGCUGCGCGUGGAGGAGCUGGACGGCCUGGAGCUGGCUGGCGACCAGCUGUCAGCGCUGCGUCACUGCGCGCUACUGCACCCGGACGACUUCCCCGCCGCUGCUGCGGGGCCCGACGGAGCGGCCCAGAUCCACCCGCGACUGCACGCGCAGUUCGUGGUGGCUGCGCGUCCGCACGAGGCCGUGGCUCGAGGCUCCAUCGCCCUGUCACAGCUGCAGAUGAUCAACCUGGAGCUCUGCGAGUUCCAGACGGAGAAGUGGACGCUCUUCACGGACAGAGUGCCUAUUGUGAACGCUGUUGCAGUUGAGAUCCGACCACUGAUAGAGCAGGAGGACGAUAGUGAUAGUGACGAAGAGGAGGAAGAGUCGACUGCUGCUGCUGUGCAGCCGCCUCAUGCCCCGAUAGUCACGGAUGCCAAGGAGUUUGCGUCGGCGUUCGCCAAGUUUACGUGGCAGCGGGUGCUGACGGAGCACGAGCGGAUCGUUAUGCCAUACAAGGACAGCCGCAACUAUUUCGUCCGCGUGCUGGAGAUCGACGCGGAGGAUGAGGACGAGACGGAGUUCACGAUGCCCGAUUCCUUCCGUGGUCGCGUGGACGAAGACGUUCAGGUGUUUGUAUCGUCGGAGGGGGGAGCAUCAUCGGUGUUUGAGCUGCGGAAUGCUACAGUGGUUAGCGAUGCCGGUUUGGCGUCGAUGAGAUCCGACGUCGUCACGGUCCUCACAAACGAUGAAGAAGAAUUCCCAGUCAAGAAGAAGCUGUUGUUCCCGUGUAUUAAACUGUCGUCGGCUGUGCUCUCAGGCAGGGGUGUGCACAAGGACGCCUCUACAACCAUCGAGGUUGACGUGGACUGCUGCACGUUCGACCGUGUCUUGCUGUACCUCGAGCACGAAGCGCGCAACGACAGCACCGAGUUCCAGUUUGAUCCUGCAGUCACGGAAGAUCUGCUAGCUGCUGCAGUUACGGUGGGGUGCAUUGGCUUGCAGGAAGUGUGCCAGAGACGCCUUGGAGAGUUCGAGACCCGCGUGCGCAAGGACGCUAUUCGCUGGGAGGAGGUCGUCCGCCGCAAUGAAUCGGGCGAGGUGUGGCUCGUCAUGCAAGGCAUGGUGUUGGAUAUUACACGAUGGAUCCCAGAGCACCCAGGUGGCUCCGAAUUGAUCGCUCAGGAGGCCAUGAAUGUCGAUUCGACCGUCAUGUUUGAGAUCUACCACGCAAGUCGCCAGUCUUUCCGCUACCUCAAGCAGUUUUACAUCGGUGAGCUCUCGGAGUUCGACCUCGCAGCGAUGCCCAAGUCAAGAGAGCAGCCUUCUGAGGCUUUUAUCCAGGAGCUACGGCAGUACACGACGUGGCGCAUCAAGCCGGAGGAGCACACUUUCAAGAGCUUUUAG
This is a messenger RNA of Phytophthora sojae, 1506 nucleotides long. RefSeq lists its product as hypothetical. Gene Ontology annotation, molecular function: heme binding. The coding region runs from base 1 to 1506 and encodes 501 amino acids. The record is from RefSeq and is a predicted model, not a curated record. The transcript has a single exon. NCBI's taxonomy places the organism in Eukaryota, Oomycota, Peronosporomycetes, Peronosporales, Peronosporaceae. Gene Ontology annotation, cellular component: intracellular membrane-bounded organelle; membrane.